Molecule: messenger RNA, 1015 nt
Organism: Rhincodon typus (whale shark)
Lineage: Eukaryota; Metazoa; Chordata; Chondrichthyes; Orectolobiformes; Rhincodontidae
Gene: nudt15
Product: nudix (nucleoside diphosphate linked moiety X)-type motif 15
Exons: 3
Coding region: 152-664 (170 amino acids)
Biological process (GO): dGTP catabolic process
Cellular component (GO): cytosol
Molecular function (GO): 8-oxo-7,8-dihydrodeoxyguanosine triphosphate pyrophosphatase activity
Source: RefSeq, a predicted model, not a curated record
CAAACACGGCGCCUCCGGCGGCCGCGCAUGCGCACGAUCCAUCGCUGGCUGGCCCUGUCCGGGUCUGCGCAGGCGCGCCGCACGGACCCCGGAGCAGCAGCUGUCAGUUAGUUAACGGUCGGUGCUGUUUGCUGUCCUGCUCUUCGUUCACAUGGCCAACUCUGAAUGUCCUCCGGUCCGGCGGCCGGCCGUAGGAGUAGGUGUUGUGGUGACCUGCCGGGAGCAGCCGGGCUGUGUUCUUCUUGGGAAAAGGAAAGGCUCAAUCGGAGCAGGUACUUUCCAGCUGCCCGGGGGCCACCUGGAGUUCGGAGAAAGCUGGGAAGACUGUGCUAAGCGGGAAGUUCUGGAAGAGACAGGGCUUCACAUGAAGAAUGUGGGCUUUGCUGCAGUUGUAAAUAGUAUCAAGUUAGAAGAAAAUUAUCACUACGUCACAAUUUUCAUGCAAGGAGAAGUCAAUAUGGAUUAUGAUUCAGAGCCAAAGAACCUAGAACCUCAGAAGAAUGAAGGUUGGGAGUGGAUCAAGUGGGAAGACUUACCACCAGCAGACCAACUAUUUUGUCCUUUAGCACGUGUAAGACAAAUUUAUCAUCCUUUUGAAGAAAAACUUAAAAAUGCUGCUGGAAAUCCAUCAGUAAAUGGUAAUCAUCCUCAUCAUCGUCUAUGAGUCGAAUACAUCGGUUACAUGAUAUGUAGAAUACAAAUUAUGGUUUUGAAUUGGAAGAUCAGUAAAACUAAUUGAUUUUAAUUAUGAAGACCUGUUAACAAAUAUACUAAAGUCAGUAAUCUGAACUGGGCCUUAUGUGCAUCUCCCACAUUUAAAUGCUAUACAUUAAAAUGAAAUUAAGUAAAUGCCAAACUAUUGAGAUGUAUUUCUAUUUUAGAUACAUAUAUACCAAAAAAAUUGCUUGGGGAAAUACAUUAUAUUUGAAAUUCCUCACCUGUGAUGUUCAGUUAUGUAACAUUUGAUGUCAUGUUUGUGGUUUAUGUUCUAUAAACUCCCAAUGCAUCCUUUGUA